Messenger RNA from Candoia aspera, 1335 nucleotides. RefSeq names its product acetyl-coenzyme A synthetase 2-like, mitochondrial. The record is from RefSeq and is a predicted model, not a curated record. Gene Ontology annotation, cellular component: mitochondrion. The coding region runs from base 108 to 1331 and encodes 407 amino acids. Gene Ontology annotation, biological process: acetyl-CoA biosynthetic process. Gene Ontology annotation, molecular function: acetyl-CoA synthetase activity. The transcript has 7 exons. Lineage: Eukaryota; Metazoa; Chordata; Lepidosauria; Squamata; Candoiidae.
UGCCGGUAAGAACUUAGCAAUAGUUUUAUUUUUCACUUUUGCCGGUAAGAACUUAUGCAAAGCUUUUCUCUGGGUAAAAGUAAAGGACACUCGCAUACCUUAGAAUCAUGGCUUGGCUGCUGGUUAGAACUUCCUUCCCCAAAAUUGCCUUUGGAAAUAAAUUUUCUUAUCAGAGAAGAGCCUGGAGCAGGAGUCCCUUGACUGCGUACAUGCCAGAAGCCACAGCUUUUCCCGGACCGAGGAAUCACCAAGAUCUGUACCAGCUGUCAGUGGAGCAAGCCGACGUUUUCUGGGGAGCGCUAGCGAGAAACCGGCUCUUGUGGAGCGCUCCUUUUCAUUCGGUUAGUGACUGUGACUUUCAGCAGGGCCACGUGUCCUGGUUCCUCGGAGGGCAGCUCAACGUAGCAGUUAACUGUCUGGAUCGACAUGUCCACAAAAAUCCAAAUAAAGUAGCCUUGAUCUGGGAGAAAGAUGAGCCUGGGCAAGAAGACCAAAUCACAUACAGAGAAUUGCUAGAGUUGACAUGUCGACUGGGGAACUCCUUAAAGCGGCAGGGAGUGAAGAAAGGUGACAGAGUAACUAUCUACAUGCCUUCCUGUCCAAUGGCUGUGGUGAGCAUGUUGGCCUGUGCCAGGAUUGGAGCAAUACACACAGUAGUAUUUGCUGGAUUCAGUUCUGUUGCAUUAGCUGACAGGAUCCAAGAUGCUCAGUCUGAAACAGUAAUCACAGUCAACCAAGGUUUGAGAGGAGGCAAGGUUGUUGAACUGAAGCAGAUAGUAGACCAGGCCGUGAAAUUGUGUCCAACAGUGAAGCGAGUUUUUGUUUCAAAAAGGACAGAUGAAAAGGUUCUCAUGUCUGAUUUAGAUAUACCGCUGGAGGAGGAGAUGAUGAAAGAGGAUGUAACCUGUCAACCUGCUGCCUUGGAGAGUGAAGAUUUACUGUUCCUCCUUUACACUUCAGGAAGUACUGGAAAACCCAAAGGCCUGGUCCACUCCCAGGCAGGCUAUUUGCUGUAUGCUGCCCUCACACAUAAGUAUGUGUUUGACUACCACGAUGGAGAUAUUUUUGGCUGCGUGGCAGAUAUUGGUUGGAUCACAGGACACAGUUAUGUGGUAUAUGGACCUUUGUGCAAUGGAGGAACUACAGUUCUUUUUGAGAGUACUCCGGUGUAUCCUAAUCCAGGGCGUUAUUGGGAAACUGUGGAGAGGUUAAAGAUAAAUCAGUUUUAUGGAGCCCCAACAGCAAUUCGCCUUCUUCUUAAAUAUGGAGAUCACUGGGUAAAGAAAUAUGAUAGGUCUUCUCUCAAAAUUCUUGGAUCAGGUAAGUUUUAAGCCA